AAUCAUGUUUUAAUCAAACGAAUAAAAAUGAUAACAGUUAAUAAUAGUCAAGUCAAAUGUCAAUACAAGACCGGUGUACGGAGAAUUUUGGAGUUGUUAUGACAUGAAUUUUUAAAAAUCCAAUUCAAUAAAUUUAAUUGACAAAUCUUGCAACAGUGUUCUUUACACGAAUAAAGUUCUUCAUCAAAUUUUAUUUGUAUAUAAUUUAUGUUACAUAAUUCAUGAAUGAUGUCUAUUAAAUUGUCAAAAUUAUUUCAUUUAUUAAAGAAGACAAGUUGUGCAUUAUGUUCAAAACGAUAUGUCGGUGUCAAUGUUAAAUCUGAAAAUGUUGAUCCUUUUAUGGCACCAUAUAGCGAGUCACCUAAAGAUCAGCAGCGUUUGUAUGUAUGGGGUAUGGCUGAACAUGGUGCUUUAGGUGAUUUAAAAAUCAGAUCCAGAGAGCGUCAAAUACAGUUCAUUUACAGACCUGUGAGAUUGAGGUUUUCAUAUUCUCAUAAAAUCAAGGAUUUAGCAUGUGGUUAUGGAUUUACAGUUUAUGCUGUUGAUAGUAAUCAAUACAAACUUUUUGGUUGCGGUUUGAAUACAGAUUCACAAAUAGGAUACCAUGAUCCACGAAAAGGGUAUCCAUUAGGAUUGAUAUUAGCCACAGUACCAAUUCAACUUCCUUUAAAAAAACCUAACACUAAAAUAAAAGCAGUGGCUGCAGGUCGUGCACAUACACUUGUAUUAACAAACACAGAUGGUGUAUAUGCUUUAGGUAGUAAUUGUUAUGGACAAUGUGGGCGAAAAAUAAUUGAUAAUGAAGACUUUAGUAAGCUACGAAAUGCGAAUAAUAUUAAAUUAGAUGAUAGUAUUUCAAAAAUAGUUUGCGGCCAAGACCAUAGUUUAUUCAUAACUAAAACUGGUAAAGUAUAUUCAUGUGGAUGGGGUGCCGAUGGUCAAACUGGAUUAGGACAUUAUAAUAAUGAAUCACAACCCACUCUUGUUGAAGGAGACAUUAAAAAUGAAAAAAUUGUAAAAUUAGUAUCUUCAGCUGAUUGUGUUUUAGCUUUAAAUGAUCAAGGAGAAGUUUUUGGCUGGGGUAAUUCAGAGUAUGGUCAAUUAUUAUUAGACAGUGAUAAAUAUCAAGUUAAUACACCAAGAAAGUUACUUUUGAAUAAAGCUAUUGGUAAAAUCACUGAUAUUGGUUCUACUGGGUCAUCUUGUAUAGCUUUAAACGAUGAAGGUAUGGUUUUUGUUUGGGGUUUUGGUAUUCUGGGCAAAGGCCCUGAUAUGAAUUGUAGCCGAGAACCAACACCCAUACCACCAAUUUUAUUUGGUAGAAAUCAAUAUAAUCCUGAAACACAAGUGAAAUCUGUGUAUAGUGGUGUUUUUCAUAUGGCAGCUAUUACAUCUGAAGGAAAUCUAUACACAUGGGGAAAAAAUAAAUGGGGUCAACUAGGUCUUGGCCAUAUAAAAGACCAAUAUUUUCCUUUACAAGUUUCAGUUGGUGCUGCUGUUAAACGUGUAAGUUGUGGAGUUGAUCAUAUGGUUGCACUAUGUACACCAUAUCAAUAAAUAAUAAUUAUUUACAAACAUUAA
Messenger RNA from Melanaphis sacchari, 1581 nucleotides. RefSeq names its product RCC1-like G exchanging factor-like protein. Bases 226 to 1557 code for a protein of 443 amino acids. NCBI's taxonomy places the organism in Eukaryota, Metazoa, Arthropoda, Insecta, Hemiptera, Aphididae. The record is from RefSeq and is a predicted model, not a curated record. The transcript is spliced from 8 exons.